Molecule: messenger RNA, 5580 nt
Organism: Symbiodinium pilosum
Lineage: Eukaryota; Dinophyceae; Suessiales; Symbiodiniaceae
Source: the annotation of a GenBank genome assembly
AUGCCCUGGCGCUGCCGCUGUUGCCCUUCGAAGCGCGACCCAGCGCAGGUGGCGCAGUUGGAAGGCGGGCUGUGGCGAGCAGACUUUAUUGGCGCAAACCCUGUGCUGCUUUCACAUCAUUGUCCUGAUACUGCAAACUCUGCGAGCAACAAGCAGGAGAAGCUUCAGCGACUCUGGAUAAAGGCGCCCAAGGUUGCCACCGCACGAGACUUGUUUGCAUGGUUCAGCCGUACAGUGGACGACAAGUUGCGACAAUUGGAAGAUGCUCGAGAAAGUGCUGAUGAGAGCAAGCUUCGCAAAGCUCUGGAGGAAGUACGCCAGGAUGCUGAGCCUGAAGUCAAGGAGCCCAACGCCCUCGUCGAGAGCCUUGUCCAGGCAGAGGUGGCCUUAAACACGAUCGUGGUGAAGCGUGCGAUGAAGAACCUGAACCAGGUUAUCCGGAGUGGCGAUGAGGCCGAGCUGCGGGAUGCUAUCAAGGCGGCCCGAGAGGCAGAGCUUCCUCCGCCCAAGCUCCGAGAGGCAGAGAAAGCUCUGACCGAAAUGGUUCAGGAGCGUGAGCUGAAGAUGCUUCGCAGCGCAACUGCUGGAGAGGAUGAGACCCAGCUACGCAAUGCCAUCAAAGAGGCACGCCUCGCAGAUCUCCCAUCGAAUGACGUCGACAAAGCGCAGGACGCUUUGAACGAGCUGAUUCUUGCUCGCGAGCGCAAAGCACUGAGCGAUGCCAUGGACAGCGCGGAUGAAAUCCAGCUACGGGAUGCCAUCAGCGACGCCAGCAAGGCCGACGUCCCCAUGCAGGAACUUGACGAAGCACGGAAGUUCUUGCAGAUGCUAACGCUGAGGAGGCGGGUGGACUUGUUGCAGAAGGCCAUCGACGACAGAGGCGAGGGCCAGCUGCGGGAGGCCGUGGCGGCAGCCCGGAAGGCGGUUUUGCCGGAUGACGUCGAGGAAGUUGCCAGGGUCAAUGCCAUCCUCGGACAGGCCCAGGCCACUCUGAAAGAUAUCUUCUUGGAAAAGGAGCUCAAGCAGCUGCAGGAUGCAAUCUCAAGCGGCGAUGAGGACCAGCUGCGAGAGGCCUUGAGCCAAGCCAGGGCGCUGGACCUGCCUGAGGACGAGUGCUCGCGUGCUCAAGAGGAGCUGAACACCCUUGUGCUGGCACGCAAGUUGAAGCGCUUGCGAAAUGCCGCAGGCAGCAAUGAUGAGGACCAGCUCAGGGCCGCGAUCACGGAGGCUCGCAAGGAUGGGCUGCCAGCAGACGAGCUCGAGCUGGCCAACGACGCGCUCUCCGCGCUGGUACUGCAGCGCGACCUGACAGAGCUACGCGAGGCGGCAGCGAGCGAGGAUGAGGAGCUCCUCCGCGAGGCGAUCGUGGAGGCCAAGCAAUUGGAGCUUCCUAGUGAGGAGGUUGACAAGGCCCAGACCGCUCUCACUGCGCUUGUGCAACGUCGCUCAGAGCGACAGCUGGAGCUAGCAAUGGAUUCUGACGAGUCCGAGCUCAAGGGUGCAAUCGCGGAGGCGCGCAAGGUCGGCUUGUCAGAGCAGGUCAUCGACAAGGCAAAGGAGACAUUGAGACAGAAGGCCCAGGCUAGGAUCUCGAAGUACCUUCAAGAUGCCGCGGAGCUUCAAGAAGAGGACCAGCUUCGGGACGCCAUCGCCGAGGCUCGCAAGGCCGACUUGCCCGCGGAGGAGGUGGAAGCAGCGCAGGCAGUCCUGACGCGCCUGAUCCUGGAUCGCCAAGUGGCGAAUUUGCGCCUGGCCACUCAGGGCAACGAAGCCGAGCUACGGGAGGCCAUUCGCGAAGCGCGCCGUCAGGAAGUGCCAGCUAUGGAAAUCGACAGCGCCCAGGACGCUUUGGCCUCCAUGAUCGUGUCCAAGAAGCUGGCCUGGCUAAGGAAUGCCUCCAACACAAGGGACGAGUCAGAGCUUCGGAACGUCCUCUCCGAGCUGCGCAAGAUGGAACUGCCGUCCGACGAAGUCUUGCGUAUGGAGAUUCAAGAGCAAGUCGCAGAGGGCCAGGCCACACUAAGCCAGAUCGUCCUGGAGCGCGAGUUGGAGCAGGUGGAAGAAGCCAUGAGCAGUGGAAACGAGACCCAGCUCAGGAAGGCUAUCGAGCAGGCACGAGAAGCCAACGUUUUGCCCCAGGAUCUGGAGAAGGCGAUUGAAACGCUCAGUCAGCUGACCUCAGAGCGUUUGCGGCGUAAACUGCAAACCAUGGUGGACAGCGAGGAUGAGGCUGAGGUUCGGGAGGUCCUCAAGGAGGCGCGCGCCGCACAGAUCGGUGGUGAGGAGCUGGAGAAGGUCCGAAAUAAACUCACUGACCUCGUGCUGGUGCGGGAGCUCACGGAGGCUUACACACGGGCCUCGCUGCGCACCGCCAUCGAAGAAGCCGAGCUUCGGCAACUAAAACACCCAGCGCUCGAGGUUGCCAGGGGCAAAGUCUCCGCCAUCGAUCGCUUGCGAGAGGCCGAACAGUCCAGAAACCCGCAAGUCAUCGAAGAAGCCCUGGCGCAAGCAAAGAGCCUUCGAGUCGAUCCGGAUGUCAUCAGCAGUGCUGAGGGUGUCCUGGAGAGGGAAGUGGGGAUACAGCGAUUCGGGCUGAAGCACGACAGGGUCAUUCAAGAAAGAGGCGGGCAGGCAUUGCCGAUUCCGGUUCAAGAACGCUUCCGCAGCACUGACAUCUUUUUGGUACUGCUCCGAGUGGUGUCCAGCAGGACUUUGCAUCAAGUGGCGAGGCCAGUUGCCGUGUGCACAGCGUGGGCCGCCUGCUGCGCGGCAAUCUCCAAGUGUCAUCAUGCACUUCCAGAAUCUGCUUGGAGGCUCAACCAGUUUCUGGUCACCCCGCUUGGUUUGCUCCUUACGUUCCGCACACAGCAGUCCAUUGCAAGAUUCAACGAAGCCGUUACGAACUGGGGCAAAAUCUCCAGCGUCUGCAGAAGCCUAUCGCGUGCAUUGUUCUACCAUGACGCACGCGUCCCUCGAGAGACGCACUACGAGCUUGCGCAGCACAUCUGCCUGUUCCCAGAAGUGUUGCGGGAACACCUGGAGAACAGACGCACAAAGCUCCUCAACAUUAGGCGCGACGACGUCAGCAAGCCAAUGGCGCUGCUUGAUCGUGUGCAUUCUCGCGUCUCCAGCCUGCGUCUCCUGGAGUUGUCGGAGAGGAAUGUGCUUCUGAAAUAUGUGGAGCAGCUCUCGGACCUUGUCAGCCCCUGCGAGAGCGUCGUACAAACACCAGUGCCGCAAAGCUACGUCCGGCAUACUGGGCGCUUUUUGGCGGUUUGGUUGCUGACGUUACCAUUGGCCCUCGCUCCAGAGACCGGCUGGCUGACGGUGCUGAUUGAGCUAAUUGCUUCCUGGGGCCUUCUUGGAAUACAGGAGAUUGGCCUACGGUUGGAGGAUCCGUUCAAUGGCCAAGUCACCAUGGAGGUGUUCAUAGCAACUAUGGCCAAAGAGGUGCGGCAGAGAUACGUCUUGGUAGUAGAAGACCUACUCCAAGCUCAUGCAGAAAACCAGCUUGAAGAUAUGUCCCGAUGCUGGUCUCAUCGAUUUGACGCGCGAUUUAUGCAAAUCUUGCGCGAGGAACAACGUCUAGCCGUAGAAGAGAGCCGGCGAGCAUCGCUAGCGGCUGUAUUGGAUUCUGUCAAAGAAUGGCGUCCCUCGACACAGGCGUCUUGGCCGUUUGGCUGCUCCACCGCAACAGGGCGCUUUGAGACCCCGGAGUCUACGCCAGGGCCUGGCGACUACGAGUCCAAGCCGGGCUCCAUAUCAACGAAGCAGAUGUUGGCCGUGAAAGACCAUGGAAAGAUAUGCUGCAGACAGCACCAAGACAAUGAGGUUGAAGUCGUCGUUGAGGAAGAGCCGGAGCUCCCCUCAGCCAAGGCGACCGGUGCCGACCCUGCUCCAUGGGUUGCCCUGGACGAAGAGGAGGAGUCUGUCGGAGAAGAGGAGUGGCAGCUUGAGGUCGACAACGGCGAGGUAGAGAUCGCAGUUGAUGAUGCGGAUCUAUUUCUGGAUGAUGCAAUGCCAGAGCUACAAGAAGAGUUCGAGGAACUCAAAGAUCUGGCAGAGGCGGAGACAGGAACUUUGGGCAGUGAAGGCGAUGACCCAAAGCAGGGCGAAAGCGACGAAGAGAUCGUGCCCGGAAGGGAAGAUGACAUGAAGCUGUCAGAUGUUCCGGAAGACAUGCGGGAAGCUGUCCAAGGCAGUUUGAGCUUGAAACGCGUCCUGGCAGAGAAGUACGGGAGCCUCGAGUCCGAGCCUGCCGCGAAGAGGCGCCGGGAGGAGCCGCCUUUGGAAGGCGUUCGCCAACGGCUGCUGGACCGCUGGAAGCUUAGCUGGGACCCGGCAGUGAGGUACGUGCUGCAGACUGCUGAGCUGGCAGACGUCGAGGGAUUGGCAAAGACCACCUGGAAGCCGUUGGCGAAUCCUCCGCGAAACAACGGUCGUGAUCCAAAGUCCAAUGCCGAGCAAGUGAACGAGAAGCUCCUCUUCGUAAGAGAGGAGAAGCUGUGCUCCAAAGAGACGGUGAACGUACUGCAAGCCUGGACCGGGAGGUGGAAUCUGCGCGACAAUGACACGCAGCGCCUUCGUUCAGCCAAUCACAAAAACCUAAGAUAUGUGAUGAAGGAGUAUGAUGGAAAGCGGCCCAUCCCAGAACUACUAGAUGAGGCAGCGGCUCAGGUCAUCUCAGAGGACAGCGAGCAGACAGAGGAUGCAAUGCCCGAGUCUCCCGGCCUCUUCACCCUGAGCAGGUUUAAUCGCCUGGAGCUGAUCGACUCCAUGGCAGAUGCUCUGGUCCUGGGCGAUGCCAAUUUGACCUUCUCGGCGCUGCUUGCUGAGCACCGAGAAGGGCUGGGGCACGUGGGGCGCGUGGUUGCGACAACCUUCGAGACGAUCGAAAUCCUCCGAGAGCGCUAUGCUGAGAUUGAUCAGACGGUUAAAUCCUUGGAAGACAAAAUGUCCGAAGUGCUCCACAAUGUUGACGCCACCAGGCUUGCAGUGGAUCCGCGCUUCAAGGGCAUGGAGAAGAAGUUUGGCGCCGUGUACUACAACUUCCCGCACGCAGGUGCAAUUCAAGGUUUCUUUGAUGGCCAUCCAUUUGUUCGCUGGCGACAUGAAAACUUGAUGCACUUGUUCUUCAGGGCCUUGCGCUGCUUCGUCAAGAAGGGUGGCGUUGUGAAGGUAGCUUCAAACUGCAACGCCACUGGCGUGCGCUACUCCGACAUCAUCCUCGGGGCGCAGCAGAGUGAGUUUGCCCAUGUGGAAACCUUUCCCUUCCUGGAAUGGCAGCUCCGAAACUAUCGGCGCUCUUAUGGCGACCGCCGCGACAAAGGUCGCCGGCCGGAAGACGGCAAGAACUACCGGGCUCAACGGGCUGAGAGGGACAUGGUCUACUGCUUCCGCUACGAGCCUUCCGGAGAAAAUCCGCAGAAGCCGACUGUGCGAGAGCCGCCAUCCAAAGCGCAGCUGAUGGAUGCGAGAGAGGGCCGGCUGCAGAAGAUGUACGGAAAAGAGCGGGAAAGGCGAGUCCAGGAGAUCGGUGAGCUCUUCAAAGCUUAUGCGGCAGGAGUUCAUGUGGGUUGA